UCCCUUUUACAGAGAAACAGAGGUCAACCCUAAAUCCCAAACCAGGCCGAGCAAGAGCAAGUGAGAAGAGAGAAAGAUGUACCAUAUGGAGAGGAUUAGAGGAACCCAGCUCCUCCUCCUCCUCGUCCUUUCGCAUUUCGAAAAACCCUUGAAUCACAAACACAGUCCUCUCGAUUUCUGUUGUUAUUUCGCUCCCUGAAUCUCCUCUAAUUCCCGCCAAAAAGGGAUCAAUCUGUUUUAGCUAAUCCAAUCGCCGGUCCUCUCAAUACUGCAGAGCCCUCUGAUAUCGGGUCCUUGAUAAUGGGUCUCGAAUCGGUUUCCAGUCUCUUCAGGAGUUCAGAUACUGAUCUUAAUGGUGGAGAGUGUUCGAACACCAUGAUUGUUAAAGCAUAUCCGCUAGGUAUCAUACGUGUAAACAAUAAUGUUAAUGGAGAGGAUGAGGGGGAGUCUAGAUUUGAGCCAUACGUUGGGUUGGCGUUUGAUUCAGCCGAUGAUGCUCGUGAAUUUUACAGUUCUUAUGCAACCCGUAUUGGAUUCAAAGUUCGUACUGGUCAGUUGUACCGGUCACGGACUAAUGGGUCAGUUUCUUCAAGGAGAUUUGUGUGCUCCAAGGAGGGGUUCCAGCUCAAUUCAAGGACGGGCUGUCCAGCUUUCAUUAGGGUGCAAAGGCGUGAUUCUGGCAAGUGGGUUAUUGACCAAAUCCAGAGGGAUCAUAAUCAUGAAUUAGGGCUUUUGGGGGAAAAUUCUCCUCCUGUUCAGAAGCAGAGAACUCCUGUGGCUAAAAAAUCUUCAGUUAGUGUCUCCCGCAGGUCGAAGGUCAAAUUGCUCACAGAAGUUGAUGGUGGAUGGCCAUGUCCAUCAGGUGUCAUUAACGUGAAACGCCUAAAAAUUGGAGGUCAAGAGGGACAAACCAAAGCUGAACCAUAUUCAGGUCUGGAGUUCAGUUCAGCUGAGGAGGCAUAUCAGUUUUAUCAAGUGUAUGCUGAAAAUACCGGCUUCAGAGUUCGAAUCGGUCAGUUGUUUCGUUCAAAGCUUGAUGGCUCCAUUACAUCCCGGAGAUUUGUAUGCUCAAGGGAAGGGUUUCAACAUCCUUCAAGAGUUGGUUGUGGGGCAUUUAUGAGGAUCAAAAGAGAAGACUCUGGGAGGUGGAUGGUGGACCGUCUUCAGAUAGAUCAUAAUCAUGAUUUUCAGACACAAUGGGGGACUGGUAAAAAAAGUCUUACGGCUUCAAAGAAAGUCAUUGAGGAGGUUAGUGGGGGAUUGGACUCUAUGGAUCUAGCAGAUGUCCGAAGCAGCAACCUUAUCAGAAGUGGUCGAGCAAACAACAUUGGAAGUGAUUGGUACCAAGUGCUUUUUGAGUAUUUCCAGACUAAACAAGCAAGAGAUACAGGAUUUUUUUAUUCAGUUGAUGUACACGAUGGUAGUUGCAGGAGUAUUUUCUGGGCAGAUGGCAGGUCUAGAUUUUCAUGCAGUCAGUUCGGUGAUGCCAUUGUUUUUGAUACAUCAUAUAGAAAAAGUGAAUAUUUGGUACCCUUUGCAACAUUUGUUGGAGUUAAUCACCACAGACAGCCAGUGCUUCUUGGGUGUGCUCUUGUUUCUGAUGAAUCAAGGGAGUCUUUCACUUGGUUGUUUCAGACGUGGCUUAGGGCAAUGUCAGGGUGCCGACCAAAGUCAAUUAUAGCUGAUCAAGACAUGUCCAUCCAACUUGCUAUUGCCCAGGUUUUCCCUGGGACUCGUCACCGUUUUUCAUUGUGGCAGAUCAGGGCACAGGAACGGGAGCUUAUGAGGCCAAUGACUAAUGACUUUGGGUAUGAAUAUGAGAGGUGCAUCCUUCAGAGUCAAACUAAUGCUGAAUUCAAUACUGUGUGGAAUGGGCUCAUAAACAAAUAUGGAUUGAAGGAGAAUGCCUGGCUAAAAGAAAUGUAUGAGAGGCGUGAAAGUUGGGUUCCAUUGUAUUUACGGGGAACCUUUUUCGCUGGCAUCCCAAUGAAUGAAAGUGUUGAAUCUUUCUUCGGUACUUUAGUGAAUGCCCAGACACCAUUAGACGAGUUUAUCUAUCAAUAUGAACAAGCUCUCGAGCAACGCCGUGAAGAGGAAAGGAAAGAGGAUUUUAACUGUUUGAACUUGCAGGCAUACCUGCAAACAAAAGAACCUGUUGAGGAACAAUGUCGAAGGCUCUAUACACUCAUUCUGUUCAAAAUCUUUCAAAAUGAACUUUUACAAAGCUAUGGCUAUCUCGGAAUAAAGGCUUAUGAGGAAGGUGCUGUCAGCAGAUACACAGUUCAGAGGUGUGGUAAUGAGAAUGAGAAACAUGCUGUUACAUUCAAUGCAUCAAAUCUUAAUGUCAGUUGUAGCUGUCAAAUGUUUGAAUUUGAAGGUGUCCUUUGUAGCCAUGUUUUGCGAGUAUUCAGCCUGUUGAACGUAAGGGAAAUACCAUCUCGCUACAUCUUGAGUCGGUGGACAAGGAGUGCCGAGUAUGGUGUUGUACGUGAUGCUCAAUCAGGUGUUGGCCCUCAAGAACUUAAGACCUCGAUGCUGUGGAGUCUAAGGGAAGCGGCCUGUAAAUACAUAGAGUCCGGCACAUCAUCCCUAGAUAAAUACAAGCUUGCCUACGAGAUUUUGCGAGAAGGUGGGAAGAAACUUUCUUGGUAAACUCUGGGGCGAGGGCAAACAUCACUGUAGGAUAAUUCUUGUAAUUUGAUUGUGUUGUUAGUUGCUCCUUAGGUCUUAGUUGUUUCGACUGAAGAAGACCUUUGUCCCACCACAGAUCAUCCCUGUCUGAAUCAUAUUCUUGAGUACUCCUUGAUGUGGCUCAAGGGUUCAUUGAUUGACUGCCAUGUUUAGACGCGCGGAGCAUGUAAUUUUAUUUUUCUGUGAGAUCGUAAUAUUUGUCAUAAAGGCUUAGGGCCACUGCCUGCAACUUCAGUAGUAGCAAUGUUGUUUUUCUACA
This is a messenger RNA of Tripterygium wilfordii, 2950 nucleotides long. RefSeq names its product protein FAR1-RELATED SEQUENCE 7-like. The record is from RefSeq and is a predicted model, not a curated record. NCBI's taxonomy places the organism in Eukaryota, Viridiplantae, Streptophyta, Magnoliopsida, Celastrales, Celastraceae. The transcript is spliced from 2 exons. Gene Ontology annotation, biological process: regulation of DNA-templated transcription. Gene Ontology annotation, molecular function: zinc ion binding. Bases 301 to 2652 code for a protein of 783 amino acids.